AUGCAGUUUGAGGAGAAAGACCACAUCGUGCUCCUCGGCAUCAUCUUGGAUCAUGAAUGGCAAGAUGAUGGAGUUCGGUUUCGCUUGGUGGUUGACUGCCAGGUCUUGGCGGGUCUCGUUAACGGCGCUACGCCUCUGCUCGACGAAUCGUUCCGGCCCCCAUUGCGACGCGUGGUAUCUUCGUUGGACCGGCUCCUGCAGCGCGGCCCGCGUCGCCUCGGGACUGGGGCGAUCCAGUUUGUUGGCGGGAUUGCACGUGGAAUCGACAGGCGGAUCGGGUUGCAAAUCGCGCGAUGGACGCCCGGCAGGAGGUCCAUUGGGCGGCCCCGGAUAUCGCCAAGAUUGCACAAGGGUCGCAUGUAUUUGUAUUUUCCGAUGGUGGGUUCCGUCGUGGCACUGGUCGAGCUUCUGCAGGCUUUGCCGCCUACGUGCGUGAUGCGAGGAUUGGUGGCGCCAGACUGGUGGCCUUCAAGGGCUGCCCACUCCAGAAUAUCCACAGUGCAUUUCAGACAGAAGUCAUUGGGCUCGAAAUGGCUAUAG
Messenger RNA from Prorocentrum cordatum, 540 nucleotides. NCBI's taxonomy places the organism in Eukaryota, Dinophyceae, Prorocentrales, Prorocentraceae. The record is from the annotation of a GenBank genome assembly.